Molecule: messenger RNA, 2550 nt
Organism: Paramormyrops kingsleyae
Lineage: Eukaryota; Metazoa; Chordata; Actinopteri; Osteoglossiformes; Mormyridae
Gene: kcns3a
Product: potassium voltage-gated channel, delayed-rectifier, subfamily S, member 3a
Biological process (GO): protein homooligomerization; action potential; potassium ion transmembrane transport
Cellular component (GO): voltage-gated potassium channel complex; membrane
Molecular function (GO): voltage-gated potassium channel activity; protein binding
Source: RefSeq, a predicted model, not a curated record
UCGAAAAGAAAAUCAGUGUAUCGUCCAUCCGUACAUCUCAAGCAUUUGAACUGUGUUGACGUAUGUAAACCACCAGAUUACCCUUAAAACCAUUUUGCAUCUAGUCUUCAUAUUUGCGCAGAUAGGCAACUAGUAAUUAAGCGAAAUUAACAGUAUCUCAAAGUUUCGGGGCAAAUCUAACUUACAGCAUACCUCAGAUAGAGCUAACCCAGCCAGAAACAUGCCAAGUGCAGUAUUUGUACAUAUAGAUAAACUUUUCCAAGAGCGCCUCUUAUUUGGACCGACCAACUAGCGGCGCACGCGGGCUCCACAUGCCUCGAGCUCCCGUCAUCUGCAGCCUGAGUGCACUCUGAGCGCGCACUCUCAGCACGCGCGUUCACUCCGCGGGGGAGGAGCGCGCGAGCCAAUGGCCACGGACAGUUGGCGCAGGCGGGCAUCCUCGUGAGCGCCGGUGCGGCGCGCGCCCAGCUUGCGGUCGCCAGUUCGCUGCGGGACGCACGGAGAGCGGCACAUCUUCCCUGGAAAAGUUAGCGAAGAUGCUUGACGGUGAGCUGCGGGGCGACGCCGGGCUUCGCUGGGCUGGUCUGCGUUGGGCUGGUCUGCGGGGUGAUGGAGCCGAAAUCUGUGUCUUAAUGUGAGUCCCGUUGCCCCGUGUGACCCACUAUGGUGUAUGGACAGGUCCUCCACGCUCGUGGUGAGCAGACGGGCUUUGUCAAUCUUAACGUGGGGGGCUACAAGCAGCAGGUGGACCCCAGCACUCUGCUCCGCUUCCCCCAAACCCGACUGGGCCGCCUUCUAGCCUGCCACUCUGAGGAGGCCAUCCUGGAGCUCUGCGAUGACUACAAUGUGGCCGAGAAGGAGUACUACUUUGACAGGAACCCACGCUUAUUCCUCUAUGUGCUCAACUUCUACCACACCGGCAAGAUGCAUCUGAUGGAGGAGCUCUGCGUCCUCUCCUUUAGCCAGGAGAUCGAGUACUGGGGCAUCAAGGAGCUCCACCUGGACUCCUGCUGCAGCAAUCGCUUCCACGAGCAGAAGGAGUAUGCCGAGGAGAACGACUGGGAGCGCAGGAGCGAUGAGCAGCAGCAUAGCCUUGACUCCUCUUUUGAGGAGCUCUCCCUCGUGGAUAAAGACCUUGAGAAGUUCGAGGGCUCCUGGUGCUCCGAGGUCCGGAAGAGCAUCUGGCUUCGGCUGGAGAACCCCGGCUAUUCAUGCUCGGCUAAGCUGCUCGCCGUGGCCUCCCUGUGCGUAGUCAUCACCUCCAUCAUAGCCAUGUGCGUCCAUAGCAUGCCUGAGUUCCAGCGGUUCGAUGCCAACGAGAAGGCAGUGGAGGACCCUGUGCUGGAGGUCUUUGAGAUCGUCUGCGUCCUCUGCUUCUCGGUGGAGUUCCUCGUGCGGCUGCUGGUGACACCUUGUCUGUGUAAGUUCCUGAGCAGUCCCCUCAACAUCAUCGACUUUGUGUCCGUCGUGCCCUUCUAUGCCACGCUGGCGUUCGACUCGGUGGACGAGGAUAGCGAGGAGAAUGCGGACCUGGAGAACGUUGGCAAGGUGGUGCAGGUGCUGAGGCUCAUGCGCAUCUUUCGCAUCCUCAAGUUGGCCAGGCACUCGGUGGGCCUGCGCUCCCUCGGCGCUACUCUCAGGCACAGCUACCACGAGGUGGGCCUGCUUGUGCUCUUCCUCUCCGUGGGCAUCUCUAUCUUCUCCGUCCUCAUCUACUUCGUAGAGAAGGAGGAGGAGGAGUCGGAGCUGCACAGCAUCCCCGUGGGUUGGUGGUGGGCGACCAUCAGCAUGACUACGGUCGGCUACGGGGACACCUACCCCGUGAGCCUCUGCGGCAAGAUUAUUGCGACAGUGUGCAUCAUCUGUGGUCUGCUGGUGGUCGCCCUGCCGAUCACCGUCAUCUUCAACAAGUUCUCCAAGUACUACCAAAGGCAGAAGUGCAUGGGCCAGGGGACCAGCCCGGUCCAGGGGCCGCCUCCCGACCUUCCGUACUUCAACAUCCGGGACUCGUUCGGGCAGGAGAUGCGCUCAUUUCUGAGCAGCGUCUCCUCACGGGGCAGCGGGACCGGCAGUGACGACGACACGGACGCUUCCGAAUUCGGAGACCUGGAGACCGUGUGCAGGUUCGAGAAUAGAUCGGGAUUCUCCAGCCACCCCUAAGGACCUCCUCCCAGCUAAAAGUGAUUAGCGCUUGCUCAGGGUGAUUAGCGUGUCCUCACGGUCUCUUCCAGGGCUCCGUCGACGGCCCGUCGCAUCCCGGGAGACCCGCUUUGGUUUGUACUCCUGACUGCUGUGUGUUUCAUUUGCUGCUUGAGGCUAAGAUGGGGAGUGCGUGUUUCUCCGAGGAGAAGCGGGCGGGCAUGAGGGUGAAUGGGCCGCACCUGUGCUGGUAACAAGAUUCCGAUAAUAGAGCACUAACAUAAUGGAGACACUGAGCUGUAUGAAGUGGCAUGACGUAUAUCUAAAGAUGCCGUCUGUGAUAGACGGGACUGCAUGUGACUCCCAGGGCUCGGUAUGGAAACACUGAUCCAAUAAAGUGUGACACACUGA